CGUGAGAGGAGAGUUCUUGCUAGCAAGACUUUAUUUCCUAACGUUACUCAAACACAACAAACUCCUUUCUCCAACUCUGACUCACGUUUCCACCGUCGUCUUCCUGCAAGAACUCGCCAACGCAGUACGUCAACAAAGCAACGUCUCACGCUCAGAUCCCCAUCCCUCUGCGUCUCUCCCUCCCAAUUCAUCAGUCGCUUCCUUCGCCCAUCUCUUCAGCAUGUCGCUUAAGGUCCAGACCAGCAAUGUGACCAACAAGACAGAUCCAAAGUCCAUCAACUCCCGGGUGUUUAUCGGCAACCUGAACACAGCAGUGGUGAAGAAGUCAGACGUGGAGAGCAUAUUCUCCAAGUAUGGCCGGGUGUUGGGCUGCUCCGUGCACAAGGGCUACGCCUUUGUCCAGUACGCCAGUGAGAGGCACGCCAGGGGCGCUGUGAUCGGGGAGAACGGCAGGGUGCUGGCUGGACAGACACUGGAUAUCAACAUGGCAGGAGAACCGAAGCCAAGAGCCAAAGGCCUGAAGCGAUCAGCAGCUUCUCUAUACAGUGGCUAUGAGUUUGACUACGAUUACUACAGAGAAGACUUCUAUGAUAGGUUGUUUGAGUACCGUGGAAGAGUGUCUCCGGUCCCCCGGGUGGUGCCUGUCAAACGCCCACGUGUGGGGGUGCCUCUGGUACGACGAGUUAAAACACUGCCGGUCAAACUCCUGGCCCGUAACGCCUCUGUCCUCCCCACCAGCAACGGCAACAAACAGAGAUGGAACUGUAAGCAAGCAGCCCAGUAUCGGAAGACCUGA
Molecule: messenger RNA, 796 nt
Organism: Micropterus dolomieu (smallmouth bass)
Lineage: Eukaryota; Metazoa; Chordata; Actinopteri; Centrarchiformes; Centrarchidae
Gene: raly
Product: RALY heterogeneous nuclear ribonucleoprotein
Exons: 6
Coding region: 221-796 (191 amino acids)
Cellular component (GO): nucleus
Molecular function (GO): RNA binding
Source: RefSeq, a predicted model, not a curated record